AUGUACAAAAUUAUAACAUUCCAGCACGUCCGUGUAUGUGGUGACGCGUCGUUGGCGCUAAAUGCGACCGAAUUCGCGACGAAUCAUUUGACACAAUGUUGGUUCAUCGGCACCGUUUACCUACCUAUAACCCUAGAGGCGUCUUCACAGGUGCGUAAGCGCAGUGUUGUGUUUAAAAUGGAAUCGACGCCGAUCUGUCGGUGCCGCGUACUGUACCUGGGCUCAGCGGUGCCCCAGCAGAGCAAGGACGGCCUACAGGGCAUACAGGAGCCCCUGCGUGAACUGUAUCCGGAAAAGGGGGCGACCAGCGGUGGUAUAGAUUCAUGGCUCUCCGUAUGGUCAAACGGAAUUUUGUUAGAGAACGUCGACGAAAGUGGCUCGAGAGUAUCAAGGUUCUUCCCAAUAUCUAGUUUGCAUUAUUGCGCGGCCGUAAGACGUGUAAGUGUCGAGGGGCAACCUAGAUUUUUACCUUUAGAUUCUCCUUUUGCUAGGGCGCCGGCUCCGAGGCGUCCGCCUUUAUUUGCUGCUGUGCUACGUCGCACACAGGGCAUAAAAGUAUUAGAAUGUCAUGCAUUUAUUUGUCGUCGCGAAGCGGCUGCCAAUGCACUCGUCAGAUGCUGUUUUCAUGCUUACGCUGACAGCUCGUAUGCAAAACGAUUGGAGGCCGAGCGCUCCCCGUCACAACUACCGCCGGAGGCCGACGAGGAGCUGGAAGUGUACGACGGAGACGAAAAUCAUAAAGUUUGGGUCGGCGAAGUGGAGCGUGAUGACGCAAGCGACGAAAUGCCUCAUCCGACACGGGCACCGCGACCGCGUCAGAUUACAAGACCGGCCUCCGUGCCUCCUCCGCCCCCUCCGCCCGAGGAGCCCAAGAAGAAGUCCACCUCCAAGAAGUCUAAGAAGAAGUCAGCGGCGUCCGUGGACGAGUUGUACGCUACUAUGCCGGGUCCGGCUCCCGUCAUGAACGGUAGGUCGUUGGGGCGAGCUCCUCCUGCCUGGGCAGCUGCCGGCCACCCGGGUCACCCCGGCCAUGCAGGGCAUAUGCUACUGGUUGCGCACCCCGCGGCCACACUGCCUCACGUGCGACACGCGACCAUGGGUCACAGAGGUCGGGUGCCGGCUGCUCUAGGACCUUUCCCUCCCGUGCCCCCUCCUGGGAGAGGUCGCAUACAGUACGCUACAGUGGACCCUCGACGCUCGAAGCCUCCGCCCUCGGCCAUGAAGGCAGCUCAGAGUAUGAACGGCCUGGAAGCGGUCGAGGACUCCGGCGGUAUAUAUAGAAAGAAAGGACAUCUAAACGAAAGAGCCUUCUCAUAUAGCAUACGACAGGAGCACAGGAGUCGUUCACACGGAUCUCUCGCCAAUCUGAAGUUCGCUGCUCCACCUGAGGUGGAGUCAGGUCGUGAAGAAUUGAAGAAGGAGCGCGAGAUCAUGCAGCUGGUGGCUGGUCUUCAGCUGAACAGCGAUGACGUGGAGCGUAGGGAGGUCCCGCCUCACGUGAUGAGAUCCAAACACGCCCCCAGGUGA
Danaus chrysippus (African queen) is the source of this 1527-nucleotide messenger RNA. The record is from the annotation of a GenBank genome assembly. Lineage: Eukaryota; Metazoa; Arthropoda; Insecta; Lepidoptera; Nymphalidae.